This is a messenger RNA of Prorocentrum cordatum, 1902 nucleotides long. The record is from the annotation of a GenBank genome assembly. NCBI's taxonomy places the organism in Eukaryota, Dinophyceae, Prorocentrales, Prorocentraceae.
AUGGGCACGCCGCCGGGGGACGAGGCAGAGGUGCUGUGCAGGCGGGCGGUCGACGGCCGCGCGGCCAGCCUCGGGGCCUCCCACCCCGACGCGCUCGCCUCCCUCGGUCUGCUGGCGGGCCUGCUGGCCGCCGCUGGCAGCCUCCAGGAGGCGGAGGCCGCCUACCGCGAGGCCGUGCAGCGCAGGGCCGAGGCCCUCGGCCCCGCGCACCUCGACACGCUGUCCCUGCAGGGGGACCUCGGCGCCCUGCUCAGCGGGCAGGAGGGCCGGCGGCGGGAGGCGGAGGACCUGUACCGCGCCGCCUUGGCGGGCGCGGAGCGAGGGCUGGGCGCCGCCCACCCGGUGGCGCUGACCCUGCUACACAACUUGGCCGUGCUGGUGCGCCGGGCCGAGGGGCGCGAGCAGGAGGCCGUGGAGCUGUACCAGAUGACCGUGGAGUGCAGCGAGCUGGUCCUCGGGCCCGACGAUGCCCGCACCCUGGCAUCGCGUGCGGCCCUCGCCGGGCUCCUGCAGGCGCUCGGGCGCGCGGAAGAGGCGGAGCAGUGCUGGCUGCGAGUGGUGGCGGGGCGUGAGGUCACGCUGGGCCCUGGGCACCCCGCGACCGCGAGGGCGUCCCGGGAGCUGGCCGCCAUGCUGCAGGAGCGUGGGGACUUCGGCGCGGCAGAGGCCGCGCUGCAGGCGGCCCUGAGCGCGAGCGAGGCGGCCUCGGGGCCCAGCCACCCCGCCACGCUGGCCUGCCUCGACGCGCUGGCGCGGCUGCUGCGGGCGGCGGGCAGGUACCAGAAGGCCGCGUCGGUGGCCCGGGUGUUCCGGUGCGCCCUCGAGGCGCGGGAGUCGUCGCACCUGCCGGACUCCCACCCCGACGUCGCGCGCUCCCUGGGCGCCCUCGCGGCUCUGCUCGGCCUGCUGGGCAAGGGCGACGAGGCGGAGGCGCUCGCCCGGCGGGCUCUGCGCGGGCGCGAGGCCGCCCACGGCGAGGACCACGCGGAGGCGCUGGACGCGGCCGAGGCCCUGGCAGACCUGCUGGCCAGCAGCGGCAAGUACGAGGAGGCGGUGGCGCUGGCCAGGCGCGCGCUGCGGGGCCGCAGGGAGGCGCUCGGGGACGCCCACCCUGGCACCCUGGGGCCGCUGGGCCGGCUCGCGGGCUUCCUCCUCGCGUGCGGCAACCACGCCGCGGCCGAGCCCCUCGUCCAGCAGGCCCUGGCGCGCCACGAGGCUGCGCCCGGCCAGUCCAGCCCGGCCCUUCUGGCCGCGGCGGCCAGCCUCGCGGGUGCCCUGCUGCAGGCGGGGAGGCUCCAGCAGGCGGAGCCGCUCGCCCGCAGGGCCCUGCGCGACCGCGAGGCCGCGCAGGGCCCGGACCACCCCGACACCCUGGGCUCCUGCGAGCAGGUCGCGGCGGUGGCGCUGGCCCGCGGCGCCGCCGCCGAGGCGGAGGAGCUGCAGCGCCGCGCCCUCGCGGGACGGGAGGCGGCCCUGGGGCCCUCGCACCCGGCCGCGCUCGCCGCCGCGGCCGCGCUGGCGGGGCUGCUGGAGGCGCGCGGGCGGCCGGAGGAGGCGCUGCCGCUGCGGCGGCGGGCCCUGGAGGGCCACGAGGCGCUGCUCGGCCCGGGGCACCCGCAGGCGCUGGGCGCGCGCCGGGCGGCGGCGGCGCUGCUGGAGCGGCUGGGCCGCGGCCGGGAGAGCGAGCGCCUGCUCGGGGAGGCGCUGCGGAGCGCGCAGGCCGCGCUGGGGGCGGAGCACCCGCUGGCGCUGGCGCUGCUGCUCGACCUGGCGAGGUUGCUCGCCGACCGCGGCAAGUACAGGAACGCGGAGGCCUUCGCGCGCUGCUCGCUGAGCGCGCGCGAGGCGGCCCUGGGCGGCGCCGACGCCGCCGUGGCCGAGGCCGCCGCCGCCCUGGGCGCC